Molecule: messenger RNA, 5593 nt
Organism: Anguilla rostrata (American eel)
Lineage: Eukaryota; Metazoa; Chordata; Actinopteri; Anguilliformes; Anguillidae
Product: ubiquitin-conjugating enzyme E2 Q2-like
Exons: 13
Coding region: 467-1609 (380 amino acids)
Source: RefSeq, a predicted model, not a curated record
AUUGAACGCGCAUGGUAUGCUGGGACUCUGCAGGCUCGGGCAAUAACGCCAUCUUUAAACCCCAGAAAGAGCCACCGUUUAGCACCGGGAUCAGCAACUCACUGGUUCCGUCUGGAGAUUAAAAUUCAGCGCGCUCCACCGGCUCCUAAACCAACUAUAAACGCUGGCAAUUGUUUACUUUAUUAUUUAAACAACGCCAGAGGCUAAUCGAAUGAUUACAGGACAAUCAAUACCAAACAGCAAGGAAAGGCGGAAAAGCAGCGAUCAAGCAAACAAGGCGUUGUUAUUUAGCGAGUUAGCUACCAGGCUAGCGAGUGCAUUAAGAUUCAGAAAACGUUGAUUUAUAAAGGCGUUUUUUUCGCUUCUUUGUUGUUGUUAGCUGCGCUUGGUUUAGGCUCGACUGCGUGGUCGCAGUAGGUUCCGACUUCUCCCCCUCCCCCGCCGCCCGGCCGGAGAUGAGUGGAAGAUGUCGGUUUCGGGGCUGAAGGCCGAAUUGAAGUUUCUGGAGUCCAUUUUUGAUCCAAACCACGAACGCUUCCGAAUUAUCGAUUGGAAGCCGGACGAGCUCAGUUGCCAGUUUAACGUAACCGGAGAAAAACUUCUGAUCAUCCACUGCAACAUCACGGAGUCCUACCCCUCAACGCCCCCAAUAUGGUUUGUGGACUCCGAUGACCCGAGCCUGACUCAGGUGCUGGAGCGCCUUGAGGAUGUGAGGAAAGGCAGCACUCUGCUCCUGCAGCAGCUGAAACGGCUCAUCUGUGACUUGUGCCGGCUCUACAACCUGCCCCAGCACCCGGAUGUGGAGAUGCUGGACCAGCCCCUCCCCGCCGGCCCAGUAGGCCAGGACAGAAAGCAUGGAACAACUGAUGAAGUCACAUCCGAGGAAGAGGAGGAAGAAGAGAUGGGAGAGCAGGACAUUGAAGACCUGGACCACUACGAGAUGAAAGAGGAGGAACCGGUGGACGGGAAAAAGUCUGAGGAUGAGGGGAUUGAGAAGGAGAACCUGGCCAUCCUGGAGAAGAUCCGAAAGAACCAGAGGCAGGACCACUUGAACGUAAGUGCUCAUUCGGGGGCGGUGUCUGGCUCCGUACAGGCCUCAGACCGACUCAUGAAGGAGCUCAGGGAGAUCUACAGGUCACAGAGUUAUAAGACAGGGAUCUAUUCGGUUGAACUUGUCAAUGACAGUCUUUAUGAGUGGCACGUCAAGCUGAGAACGGUAGACCCAGAUAGCCCAUUGCACAGUGACCUGCAAGUUUUAAAGGAGAAGGAGGGCAUGGACUACAUUCUCCUCAAUUUCUCAUAUAAAGAUAAUUUCCCAUUUGAUCCGCCUUUCGUACGGGUAGUGUCACCCGUCCUUUCUGGAGGUUACGUUCUUGGAGGAGGUGCCCUGUGCAUGGAGCUUCUCACGAAACAGGGUUGGAGCAGUGCCUAUUCCAUAGAGUCUGUCAUCAUGCAGAUUAAUGCCACUUUAGUCAAAGGAAAAGCCAGAGUGCAGUUUGGAGCCAAUAAGAACCAGUACAAUCUUGCCAGAGCACAACAGUCAUACAAAUCCUUGGUUCAGAUUCAUGAAAAGAAUGGCUGGUACACACCCCCGAAAGAGGACGGCUAAGGAGGAGGCCUCCCCGUGUGUGCGCUGGGACCACUUGUCUUAGGGUCAACUCUUUUUCCCCUUUUAUUUUUGUUUUCCUAUUUUUUAUUUUUUCCCCUCUGACUGAAGUUUUCUUUAUCGGGAGUGUGACCCCAACCAGCUUUGACCCAUUUGGUGACCAUGAAAUCUAACGGGUAAAAUCUCCUAACUGACCUCUCCACCCACAGAACAACAGGCAACCCCUCCCCAGCUCCUCUCUUCCUCUCCCUCUGCCUCUCUCCCUCCUUCCUCUGUCCAUUUCUCUUCCAGCCUAAACCAAGGGAAACUCCUCCUCUCUUUCCUUCCCUCUUUCUCUCCCACCCAUUAUCCUUCCACAGUCCUGAGUGAACUACUGCAAUUCAUGGGCUAUUCUGUUUUUCUCUUCACUUGCCAAGAUACAUUUUUUUUUAUUAUUUUUUUUUAAAGCUUGGUUCAGAAUGAAACCCAUCUGUGAGCCACAGCGUACACAGCUGGAGGCUGCGAACUCGCUGAUUGCCGUGCGCUGAGCUUGGCUAACAGUGAAGCGGCGCAGAGGGGCGUAUCUGGGCUUAUCUUGUAAAAUCUUCACGGAAGCCAAAAAUUUCAAGCGAGAGAAAAGGACUGGCGUUGUGUCCAGGCUUUGCCGCGUGUGGAAGGGACGUGUUGGCCUGGGGCUGGGGCAGGUCCAGCCGGACGCUCGCUGCGUCCUGUUUGUGAUGCAGGACAGAGCCACUCCAGCCACGGCAAGGCGACAGCCUGGCCUCGAAGCUCCAGCUGGAUUUACACACUCUUCAUUUGCUUUAUUCUCUCUUGACAUUUUUUUCUCUCUCCAUUUUAUGUAAUAAAAUCUUCCUGUAUAAAAUGCUAAAAUUCUAAAAGGAAUAACACGCCGGAGAUGUUUUAUUGUCCUGCUCGUAUAAUAACCUGUCAGCGCGAGUCCAAAAGAAAAUGGAGGAGAUGGCAGGGCUUCAUUAGAGAUCUCCUGUUGUCUAAUGACCGAGAUCAAGUCAUCCGUCACCUCCGCGUCUCCUUAGGCACCAUGAUGUAUGACUCUUUGGGCAGCAGAGUGACAGGUGCCCCAGCCGAGCAAGAGGCAAGUCGAAUUUAAUCAUUGUAAUGUAGUUUGAAUUUAACUCCAUAUAACUUGUAAAGAUGUGUUUCUGAGAUUGGAUUUGAUUGUUAAUGUACCUUUGCGUGGGGUCUGGGGGUCUGGGCACAUACCUUGUCAACACAGCCCUCAUCAGGAAGGCAUUUCUAGCUAGGUGACAAUAUUCCAUUAGUAGAAACAGGAGGCUGAUGUGUGUGACCAUAUUGGAGGGAAAGAAAAAAAAAAACUUAACCAUGUAUUAAUAUUAGCAUUAUGACUAAUUUCCCCCCAUUUAAGGAUUAAGUGAAGUUGCCCUCUCUGACCCAUGUGACUUGGUUUCUCUGGCAAUGCUUCUGAUCUCAGUCUUAAUGGCAGCAGUGAUGACGCUUUCUGUUUUAUCAAUGAGUUAGUGAAAUGUUUAUGGAAUCUAAAGACAAGUGUCAUUGCAGCUGAGCACCGAUUUUUGCCAUCGCCAUAAUCUUAGCCCUUUCACAGUAAGUUUAUGAUCCCCUUACUAUCAGCAUAACUAUGCAGAAGGUCAGCUCUGUGUUAUUACCAGUGAGAAGCUUGUAUGUGUGUGAAAUAAAUAAUAUAAAAGGCAAAAAAAAAAAACAAAAGAAAAAAGAAUUCUUGCAGUAUCGUGACAUUGGCUUUAGUUUCAGUGAUGGGCCUGUAAUGCCAUCACAGUAGCAGCUGGCUUGUGCUCCUGAACCACCUGCCUAGAGCUCCCGAACUGCACCACAGACUGUCACGUGACCUGCAGAGACAGGCACCAAGCGGACAAUGAGGAGCUCUACAGCGCGCCACCUCCGUUCUCGUCUUUGACUCCGGAGGGAAGUUUUUUUGUAUAUAAAACGGCUUCAGGUCCACUGUGCCCAAUUAUGGAGACUGCAAGAUAUCUGUACUUGCCUUAUUAAGGACACAUUACCUUUGAAUGGGUUCGCAUCCCUCUCCACAAACAUGGGCCAGUGUCCCCCCCCCCCCCCCCACACGUUGUUUUUUCAUCUCCUGUCCACACCCAACGCUUUCCCUGGAAUUGUUGGCGGGAUGCAGCAUAGCUGAUUCAACGGAAAACUUUAUUUCUGUUAUUUUCAAUAACUGCAGGAGUUUGGAAUUAUCUGAGUACCGGUGCAAAUAUUAUGCAGAGUACUUACUGAUGCACUAUAUUGCCCCUCACAAUGUUGUAGAAAUACAUUUUUUGGGCCAUUCUACAGUGUUUUCUUUCAAAAUUUAUAUUCUCUAAAAUGACAUCCAGAUUGUUUUUUUUUUUUUAAAUAUACAAAAUUAAAGGUUGAGUUGAACAUUAUCUUGUAGAUUGUCCUGUAGACUGGCCCCAGUACUAACAUGGCACUAGAAACAUCCUUGUUGUGAAAUAUAGUGAUGGGCAUAUAUUGUAAUGUUAAGAUCCAUCUUCCUUGUGUACUCUCAUAAUAUCAGUCACUCACUUGUAACCUGACCCACAGUAUAUAAUGUAUUGUCAACAUCACGUCAGUGGUAUAUGAAUGCUUUUACGUCGAAUACUCGCAUCUUUUAUGCUGGGGAGUGCAUAUCUCGUUCAGGUGGUUCCCUGUGUGUUUCUGGGCCCUUUGAUAGCCACAGAGAGUUUAGCACGGCCUUGUUUAAAAGCUGAAGCCAAUGGCCAGCUGUGGUGAUUGGUGGUUUGGCACCUCCACAGUGUUCCCUGUACUCUGGUCAGUUGACUGCUAAACAUCUUGCUGAAUUUUUUUUUUGGCAAAUUCCAUCUGACAGAACACAAACUUUGCCGCGUGUCGCCGGGGUAACAUCGCAAGCUGUAACCUGGUGGGGUUCUAAUCCCCUUUGUGUUAAAUCCAAAAAUUAAGUUUCAUGCUUUAUCUAUUGUGCAGAGAAAAGUUUCUCUGUGUGCAUCACUAUGGAUCACCAUUUGGAAAGGACAGCUGGAGAUGAGAGCUUCGUGCUUGGGGACAUUUAAGAGCACUUAAUUUGAAGGCUUCCACUGGGGAGCAGGGCUGCAGUUGCACAGUCCCGUCUUCAUGUUGUACCUGAUCAUCACUUCCUCCUGCGCAGGCAUCAGAGGUUCCUCGUGUGGCUGCCGUGUUUGCGUUUGUGUGGCAGGUGACCCCUCCCUGACGUGAGCAGAUGUGCGGUAACUGCACUGGCUCAGCGGUCCUGGACGUGCCUGUGGAGGGUGUUGUAAGGAAAACGCAGCAUUAGCCAGGGGAGCCCAGAGCCAGUCUGUCUGGCUGAGGCCUUUGGUAAAUAAAUUACAUUUCUCAUUUUGGAUAUAUUUAUUUCUUUAAUUAAAAGCUUCAGUUAACUUAUUGGAAACAAGAACUGUGUAAAGCCACCAGUGUGGUGUGUGAGGCCCCACAGUUCCUUUUCCUUUCUGUGGAAGAAAAAGAUAUCUACAUAUAUUUUUAAUUUUCCACUGUCAUGAAACUGCAUAGGCCUCAAACCACCAUCUUUCAAGAUCACGCAACCAGAGGAGCAACUUGAGGCCUCUUCGUUAGACACACAAAGGGUUGUCAUUUGACUUAACUGAAACGAAGGCUUUCGGGACCUUGCAGUGCUCAAUACUAGUGUUCUGGGCUCACUCUGGCAGAGAGGAUGGGAGUUUUCACUGUACAAGGAUUUGUUUAUUUUUUUGUGUCGUGUCAGAUAUGCUGUGACUUAUAGCUUCACUUAUACAAACGCAGGCCAGUUGUGGACUGUGUUUAAAAAAAAAAUAAAUAAAAUAUCCUGACUAAUUGUGGAUUCCUUAUCUGGCGCCAUAUUGUGGUGGGCAGGUUAUCAAGUUAUGCACCGUUGGCAUGCUUUGAAAUUUUUUUCUUUUCUUUUUAUUUUCAUUGCAAGAGUAAUUUUGACCAUGUACAGUAAUUUGUAAACUUGCAUCAAGUUUAUGAAUAAAGAAUUUUAAGAAA